ACUUCAUACAAAGAUGGAAUAAUGAUACAUGAGGUCCUACAUUGUAAUACACUAAAAAUGCUCAGAGUGUCGCUGUUCACCAACAGAACGAGGAAGAAUAAACCUCUCCACCCAUCUCAUGUGAAAUUCUACCUCCUCUCCGACACCCAGAACCAUCGCUGCAUUAGGCUGUGUUUAUUGAAGACGGCAUUUUGUUGCAUUGACUGACAUUUCUGUAACGAAUUUGUUCUUCUGAACGUUGCGAGAAUGGAACGGGGGAUACUUUGUUUUCCCACAUUGCUUCUCUUGGCUUGCAUUUGCGCUUUCGUUUCCGUGGCUCGUGCAGAUUUGAGCUACACAGUUCAAGAGGAAACGAAGCGUCAGUUUGUGAUUGGAAACCUAGCGAAGGAUCUUGGGCUGGACGUUAAACGGUUAUCUGCACGGAAGGCUCGGAUAGAUACAGAAGACAGCGGGAGACGAUACUGCGACAUUAAUCUGGGCAGUGGGAAUUUGAUCGUGGCGGAGACAAUAGACCGAGAGGAGCUCUGCGGAUCUAGAACCUCCUGCGUUCUAAAUUACGAGCUCGUCUUGGAAAACCCGCUUGAAGUGCAUCGCGUAUCGCUGCAGAUUGAGGAUAUAAACGACAACGCCCCUCGCUUUCCUAAUGAUCGGAUUACGUUUGAGAUCAGGGAAUCUGCCGAUAAAGGGGAACGUUUUCCUUUGGACGAAGCUCAUGAUUCGGAUACUGGACAAAACUCGGUUCAAGGAUAUUCGCUUGAAAGAAACGAGCAUUUUGCUCUAUCGGUGCGUGAAAACGCGGAGAGGGGCAAAUAUGCUGAAUUGGUGUUGGAGAAAGAGCUGGAUCGAGAACAGCAGAAGGAAAUGAAUGUAAUACUCACUGCGACUGACGGUGGCAGCCCACAGAAAUCUGGUACUGUAGUCAUCCACAUCGAUGUGCUUGAUGCUAAUGACAACGCUCCUGCUUUCAGUCAGUCCGUUUACAGAGUUACUCUGGCUGAAAAUGCACCUUUAGAUGCAGGUGUAGUUACAGUGAGCGCUACUGACGCUGAUGAAGGAGCAAACGGUGACGUCACUUAUGAGUUCAGUCGUAUGUCUGAUAGAGCAGCAAAACUGUUUUCCAUAGACAAGAUAUCUGGUGAGAUUAAGGUAGCUGGAAACAUUGAUUAUGAAGAGGAAACCUACUAUGAAAUGAGAGUUCAGGCCAAGGACGGACCUGGAUUAGCAUCCACUGCAAAGGUUGUCAUAGAUAUCACUGAUGUAAAUGACAACGCACCUAAAAUUAUUCUUAAAUCACUUAAUGAUCCCAUACCUGAGAAUGCUGUUGUAGGCACUGAGGUGGCCAUUAUUAAUGUUCAGGAUAAAGAUUCAGGAGAUAAUAGAAGGAUCCGUUGCUCCAUUCAGCAAAAUGCUCCUUUUAAAUUAAACCCAUCUAUCAAAAACUAUUUUUCUUUGGUAACAACAAGCAUACUAGAUAGAGAAAAAGAAGCAGAUUAUAACAUAACCAUCACUGCUACUGAUGGAGGCUCCCCACCAUUAUCCUCCUCCUUGACUAUUCAUUUAUCUGUGUCAGAUGUCAAUGACAAUCCACCUGUAUUUGCUGAACUAUCUUAUAGUGCUUAUGUAGCUGAGAAUAACAAACCAGGCACCUCUAUCUGCUGUGUUACUGCGAGAGACCCAGACUGGAGGCAGAACGGCACAGUGCUGUAUUCUCUGGUGUCCAGUGAGGUCAACGGUGUUCCAGUGUCCUCAUUUUUAUCCAUCAAUGCAGACACGGGGGUGAUCCAUGCUGUGAGGUCAUUUGACUAUGAGCAGUUCAGAAACUUCAAAGUCCAGGUUGUGGCCAGAGACAAUGGCUCUCCUCCCCUCAGCAGCAACGCGACUGUGAGUGUGUUCAUAACAGAUGAGAAUGAUAACUCUCCACAGAUAUUAUACCCUGCUCCAGAGGGGAAGUCUUUAAUGACUGAGAUGGUCCCUAAAGCUGCUCUGUCCGGCUCUCUGGUCUCCAAGGUGAUCGCUGUGGAUGCUGACUCUGGCCAGAACGCGUGGCUGUCCUAUCACAUUGUAAAGUCCACUGAUCCGGGACUUUUCAGUAUCGGUCUCCAUAGUGGAGAGAUCAGGGCGCAGCGGGACAUCAGUGAAUCUGACAACAUGCAGCAGAACCUUGUUAUCUCAGUGAAAGAUAACGGACAGCCCCCUCUAUCUACAAGCUGCUCUGUCUAUCUGCUUAUUUCUGAUAACCUGGCUGAAGUUCCAGAACUUAAAGACAUGGCUUAUGAGGAGAGCAGCUCCAAACUGACCUCAUAUUUGAUCAUCGCGCUUGUGUCCGUGUCCACCUUCUUUCUGACUUUCAUCAUCCUGAUCCUGGCUGUGAGGUUUUGCCGCAGGAGGAAGCCCAGACUGUUGUUUGAUGGAGCAGUGGCCAUUCCCAGCGCGUAUCUCCCUCCCAACUAUGCAGAGGUUGAGGGAGCUGGAACUCUCCGCAGUUCUUACAAUUAUGACGCAUAUCUGACAACAGGAUCCCACACCAGUGACUUCAAGUUCAUCAGAUCCUACAAUGACAACACACUUCCUGCUGGUGGUACUCUGAAAAUGUGCCAGGAUGACCCCUUUGGUUCAAGUAUGAAUAAUGCAGAUAGUGAUGAGGUGAGGGAAGUCAUUCAUCUUUGA
This is a messenger RNA of Colossoma macropomum (tambaqui), 2667 nucleotides long. Its product is annotated as protocadherin beta-16-like. Bases 247 to 2667 code for a protein of 806 amino acids. Gene Ontology annotation, molecular function: calcium ion binding. The record is from RefSeq and is a predicted model, not a curated record. Gene Ontology annotation, biological process: homophilic cell-cell adhesion. The transcript has a single exon. NCBI's taxonomy places the organism in Eukaryota, Metazoa, Chordata, Actinopteri, Characiformes, Serrasalmidae. Gene Ontology annotation, cellular component: plasma membrane.